Molecule: messenger RNA, 1158 nt
Organism: Stereum hirsutum FP-91666 SS1
Lineage: Eukaryota; Fungi; Basidiomycota; Agaricomycetes; Russulales; Stereaceae
Exons: 6
Coding region: 1-1158 (385 amino acids)
Cellular component (GO): cytoplasm
Molecular function (GO): oxidoreductase activity
Source: RefSeq, a predicted model, not a curated record
AUGAAGGAUGUGCUUCUAGUCGGGUAUGGUGCUGUAGGAGCGAUAUACGCUUUUAUAUUGCAGAAGAGUGGAAGAGCCCGUGUCACUGCCGUGGCGAGAAGUAACUUCGAUGUGAUCAGCAAACAAGGCACGAACAUUCGCAGUUUGCGAUAUGGAGACAUAGACGGCUGGCGGCCAGACAGAGUAUGUUCCUCCGUCUCCCAAGCCCUCGACAGACCCUACGACUACGUCGUGAUCACCACCAAAUCCGUCCCCGAAAUGAUGCGCGCACCGACCCUGCUCGCGCCCUUCCUUUCCGACUCCUACUUCAAAUCGAACCCACAACCGACCUACCUCUUCCUCCAAAACGGGCUGAACGUCGAGAAGGAUAUGUAUAACGCGAUCGUGGAGAAGGGUGGUAUUCCGAAGAUUAUCAGUACGGCGCUUUGGAUAGGCACGAACAUGUUCAACGAUAACGUCGUCGAGCAUUCUCAUCAUGAACGUCUGACCAUGGGCGUCUACCGUCCAAACGACUUCACCGCAACCUCGAACAGCGAAUCCGAACAAGCCCUCCUCGACGACUUUGCUUCUCUCCUGACAGAGGGCGGCAGCGUGAUGACCAUCGUGCCCGAAGUCCAACGCAUAAAAUUCGCAAAGAACUUCUGGAACGUCUGUUUCUCCUCCGUCUGCACACUCACGCGUUACCCCGCCCAAGCCAUCUUCCGCCUCCCCUCCCCUCCCUCUCCUUCUUCCUCCCCUGACCCCGAUUCAACCCAAACGGUACACGCCCACGACAACCUCCCACCCUCCGUCCUCCAAGCCUCCCUAAUCCCGCAAUACACACACCCCCUCUUCCACUCCAUCCUCACCGAACUCCUCUCCAUCGGCCACGCCCUCGGCUUCUCGCACACCGACCUCCCUCCCAGCCUCGUAGAGAGCACGAUCGAGAACACGAAGAAGCUGCAUGAGAAGCCGGAGAGUAAGCAUGUGCCGAGUAUGUUGUUGGAUGUGCAGAUGGGGAGGCCGAUUGAGGUGGAGGUUAUUGUGGGGGAGGUGGUUAGGAUGGGGAGGGAGAGGGGGGUGGAUAUUCCUCGUAUCGAGAUGCUUUAUGGGAUGUUGCUCGUCCUUCAGAAUCAGCUGUUGCAAGGCGUCGAGGCCCGUCGGGCACCCAAGGCAUAA